Molecule: messenger RNA, 4714 nt
Organism: Sphaeramia orbicularis (orbiculate cardinalfish)
Lineage: Eukaryota; Metazoa; Chordata; Actinopteri; Kurtiformes; Apogonidae
Gene: ptprn2
Product: protein tyrosine phosphatase receptor type N2
Biological process (GO): regulation of secretion; insulin secretion involved in cellular response to glucose stimulus; protein dephosphorylation
Cellular component (GO): secretory granule; synapse
Molecular function (GO): protein tyrosine phosphatase activity
Source: RefSeq, a predicted model, not a curated record
GUCAGAUACUUAGGAGGGGCUCCUCCGUGAGGCUGGGUGCUGUUUGUGGUGCUGAAACAACGCCUGUAUUGUGCGCCGUUUUUGCGAAUUUCUCCCACCUCCGUUAAUCCUGUCGGGGUCAGACAUGCAUGUUUAGUCCGAGUCUCGUCCGUCUGUCCGUCACACACACACAUACACAAACACAUCUACACACACAUACACAUAUAGACACACAAACACCAGCCUCAUGAUCAUGCUCUUUUAGCGGAAGGAAGGUGCGCGAUGGAGUCGUAGUAUAGGCAGGAGCGGUAUGGAUUCCCGGUGCUGUCCCAUCCUCUUGGCUGCAUUGGCUGUCAGCCUCUGCUCCACACCUACCCUCGCUGACAGAAAAUUCGGUUGCUUGUUUGAAGACGAGCUCUGCACGCCAUAUGAAUUCUGCGUCAAUGAUGGAGUGUUUGGAAGGUGCCAGGAGUUGGCUGGUGCAGACCUGCACACAUACGAUAUCUCUUCCUCAGCUCUGCAACGCCUCAGGAUCCUCCUACAGAAACUGGCUCACAGAGGUUUGACAUGGCAGGAUGGCAUCACGCAGCAGGUGAUCUCCAGAGAGCUCUCCAAACUGAGGAAUGUCCCCCUUCACCAUCAAGCCACACCCCCUGCCCCUUUGAUGUCCUCCAGAAACAGAAAACUGAGCCCAGAGCUGAGCAGAAACCUACAGCAGUACCUGAAGGGAAUGGGCUUCCUGUCGGAGUCUGAGGGGAAAGGACAGCCACAAGCCCAGCAAAAGGGAGCAACUACACAAAAUGAAGACAUUGAGUCUGAUGGUCAGCUGGAGACCAGUCGGCCAAAACCCCAGCAGGUCUGGAAAGAGCACACUAUCUACAGCGUUCAGAAAGGACCUGGACAAGCUCCAGUCACUAAAGUCUUUACAAAGAGUGGAGAGGGCAGGCACCCCAUGCUUAGUACAACCUACUCCAACCAGGACCCAGGAAGGAGCAAACUCCUUUCCAGCCAGUUGGAACGGCUUCUUGCCAAAGUACCAGGCACUCAGCGCACCCCAGGUGGUGAGGCUUCAUGGCCGAAAGGAAAGCUCCACUACCUGGGCUCUGUCAAACCAUCUCAGACUGACCACGCUGAGCCACAGCCUCAAGUGGCUUUUGGCUCUGAAACCUCAAGGCCUAACCUAGACAGACUGCUGUUCAAAGCUGGCUCAAACCGGCUCGACACCAAAGAGCCUCUUAGUGUCAUGGAUGAGCGAUUCAUCCAAAACGUGGUUAGCCAGCUGGGAAGGCACAGCAUCAACAUGGAGGCUUUGAUGGGCAAAGACCUGGACGAACUCGCUGGGGUCAUCACAGGAGCUCUGCAGGAGGUGCAUGAGGAGCGUCCUGGGGCUGGGUCCCUGCCAGCACCAGGAGCUGCUGACUCCAUGGGGGGGGGAGAAGGUAACAAGGAGCCGCUGGCAGCUAUGGUAACGAAUCAAAACCAGGACCUGAAAUCAGAUAAAGAGCAGGAUCUGAACCAGAAAGAUGCAGCGAGAAUAAAACAGGAAGGCCAACAGAAAGACGGUGCAGACAAAGAGCCAGUUGACAAGCAUUCAGCCAUCUUCUCUAAGCUGCUCGACUACCUCAACCUGGAGCCUUUUGGUGAUGCACCACGGGUCAACAGCAGGCCGCCGGCUUCUCUGCAGAAGAUGCCUGGGCUAGAGAGCGUCCAGAGCCGGACAAAGCAGGGCCAAGCUCCUAUAGUCCACCACUGGGAGGAAAAGACCAUGACAGUACCUGCAAAAGAAGGCUCCACCCUGCGCUUAACCAGCGGUGUACAAGGACCCGAUGCGCAGGUGGACUCUGAGAUACAGAAGUGGAUGCAGGGGGUGCAAGGGAAAAAGCAGCUGGAGGAGCCACAGAAGAAAGACAUGAGAGUGAAAACUCAAUUAGUCCAUGUGGGGGUGAAGGAGUUUUCCAGCAGAGGGAAAGACCGACACUUUGGCUACAUCAUCACCGGCUCAGACUCCCUCACCACUGACCAGGGCAUGGAUCUGAUGGAGCGACUGGCGCAGAGGCUAAACAUCCACGCCGCAGACCUCACCCAGCUCUCUGUCCUGGGUCCUGCGCUGACGUUCAGAGUUGGUCCUAACCCUAAGAAUGUGACGACUGCAGAUUUGGUUCAAGUCGCAGUCCAACAGAAGCAGCAGCUGGAGAAGGAGACAGGCCUGAAGAUAGUGGAGGCUGGAGUUAGUGAUAGGGGCAGCCUGACCCAGAUCCCCGUGGUAAAGGAGACCAGGGUGGAGUCGGGCCAGUUCCUGCUGCUCUCCGUCCUCUGCAUGCUCUUCAUCCUGGUCGCGUUGGCAGUGUCGGCCACUUUCUUCUGCGUUCGCCAGCGCUCCCACCUACACAUGAAGGAGAAGCUGGCCAGCCUUGGAACUGACACCAGCACUGAUGCCACUGCAACCUAUCAGGAACUAUGCCGUCAGCGUAUGGCGAUCAGGACGUCGGAGCGUGUUGAGCGCCCGGAGACACUCCGCCACUCACGGCUCAACAGCGUGUCGUCCCAGUUCAGCGAUGGCCCCGCCGCCAGCCCGUCCACCCGCAGCAGCACCUCCUCCUGGUGCGAAGAGCCGGUGCCAUCAAACAUGGACAUCUCCACCGGUCACAUGAUACUAUCAUACAUGGAGGACCACUUGAAGAACAAGAACCGUCUGGAGCGCGAGUGGGAGGCCCUGUGCUCCUACCAGGCAGAACCUGGUGCCUGCAACGUGGGCCAUGGUGAGCAGAACUCCAAGAGGAACCGCUCAGAUGCUGUUGUCGCAUAUGAUCAUUCAAGGAUCACCUUGAAAGCAGAGAAUAACCACAGCAACUCAGAUUACAUCAAUGCCAGUCCAAUAAUGGACCAUGACCCUCGCAACCCCACUUACAUCGCCUCGCAGGGCCCACUUCCUUCCACAGUGGCGGACUUCUGGCAGAUGGUGUGGGAGAGCGGCUGCGUCGUCAUCGUUAUGCUGACCCCACUCUCUGAAAAUGGAGUGAAGCAGUGUCACCACUACUGGCCAGACGAGGGAUCUGACGUCUACCACAUCUAUGAGGUGAACUUAGUGUCUGAACACAUCUGGUGUGAGGACUUCCUUGUGCGAAGCUUCUACCUGAAAAACCUGCAGACCAACGAGACACGCACCGUCACCCAGUUCCACUUCCUGUCCUGGAUGGACCGUGGGAUCCCCAACUCAGCCAGGACCCUGUUAGACUUCCGCAGAAAGGUUAACAAGUGCUACCGGGGUCGAUCUUGCCCGAUAAUUGUUCACUGCAGUGAUGGAGCUGGCAGGAGUGGGACUUACAUCCUGAUUGACAUGGUCCUCAAUAAGAUGGCUAAAGGUGCUAAAGAGAUUGAUAUUGCCGCUACCCUGGAGCACUUGAGAGACCAGAGAGCUGGCAUGGUCCAGACAAAGGAGCAGUUUGAGUUUGCGCUGACAGCCGUGGCAGAGGAGGUGAACGCCAUCCUGAAAGCACUUCCUCAGUGAAAGCGUGGCACCCCCCUCCACCACCACCACCACCACCUUCUUCUCCUUCUUCUUCUCGCUCGCUGAGCACCGGUUCCUCUGCCCACUCAAGACUGACAUCUCUCUCUGCCCUUCCUCUCCUUGCUCUGUUUCCCCCCCCCCACAUCCCCCACCCCCCUCCUCUUCACCUCUAUAUAUACUGUAUACUUAUGAAUGUCGUGCCAGAUUUCUCACCUGGAUCCAUAUUUGCAAAUUUCUGCCUUAAAGUAUGACUGUUGAUCUGGAAUCAGCGUCGUUUUUUUUUAGCAGUGUGAGGUGUGGGUUGAGACAAACGGGGCCUGAUCUGAGACGGAGAUCAGCACUCCUACUUUGAGACCUUUUGUCAAUAUGAACCCCGGUCCUCUAUAACUGUGAUGUACCAACCUACCGUUCUAGUGCCACUGACAAGAUGUUUACGUGAUGUCAAGUGAAGAUUUUUGUUCCAAAAUAAGCUAUUGAAAAAAAAAAAGAUUAUUGGCACUACUAAAACACUACAUUAUUAACUAUAAAAUUCUAUGUAAAUGAAAUUAAUGUGUGUAAAUCAUAACAUUGUACCAAUAUAAAUAAAUGGAAUGGAUGUAUUGGGUUUUAAAUUGGAUAUCUGAGUAGCAUUUUGGAAAUAAACUCCUCACAUCCCCCCCCCCCCUCUGUGAUCUAAAUCAACUAUAUACUCAGCAUCACAUGUACAGAUGUUGAAGUGUGAGUGUAUUGUGUUUUGGGUCCAGACAUCUAUCUCACUCCUGUAUUACUCUAAAGAUGCUCUGAUUUUUAAAAUGCCUCAUGCAUCAUAAUUCACAGGACAUAUCAGGUGUUUUUUAUCCAUCAUUGCAUUAAUGUUUUGACACCAUAAACUGUUUGUUACAUGAACAUCUCUGUUGAUAUUUAAUGUACUAGAAAUAUACCAACUAAGAUAGUAAUUCUACUUAGAAAUACAUGUCAUCAUACUGUAUAUCGAUAGUAACAAUAUGAUGUGUUUAAGCAGGAAUUAUAUCUGAACUAUUGCUAAAUUUGUUUGUCACUCCAUCUCUGGUAUAUUGUGAUAUUUUGUGCAACAUCCCUCUAUGUAUAGACAAUGAAUGACUUUAUGAAUCCCUAUAUAGUGAAAUAUAUAUGAAAUGUAUACUGAGAGCCUCAAUGAGAACUAUAUAUUUUGUGUGAACAAAGUAACAUUCAAAUUGAUAAUAAAUAAAUCAGGACAGAUUAUACUGA